Molecule: messenger RNA, 720 nt
Organism: Aureobasidium melanogenum CBS 110374
Lineage: Eukaryota; Fungi; Ascomycota; Dothideomycetes; Dothideales; Saccotheciaceae
Exons: 2
Coding region: 1-720 (239 amino acids)
Molecular function (GO): protein binding
Source: RefSeq, a predicted model, not a curated record
AUGACGCCUUUCGUAGACAUUGACGGAUAUCUAGAUUCGGAUGAAGGUCUUUUCGCCCCCGAUAUUAGCGCCAAGUCCAUCGCCCUACAACAUAGCUCGCUGACUCAUCCAAGCUCGUCAUACAAGGAAGUCAUCACAGUCGAAGUCGGACCAGAGAAGAAAGCCUUUGUGAUUCAUAAAAAUCUCCUCGUCUUCUAUUCCGACUACUUUCGCAGCGCGUUCAACGGAUCCUUCAAGGAGGCUACCGAGGGCAAAAUCUCUCUGCCCGAUGAGAGCGACGAUGUUUUUGAGAUUUUCAACCAGUUCAUUUACAGCCGUGUUCUGGCAGAUGGAGAAGGCGAAAAACUGACUGGGGACCAGCUUAUCAAGCUCUGGUUAUUUGGCGACAAGUAUCUCGUGCCGGUUCUCCAGAACGUUGCUAUGAAUUCGCUCAAGACAAAAAGCGACAAGGAAAAUUAUAUACCGACAGAAAAGAUCAAGCUCAUCUGGGAGAACACUUUGCCAAACUCGCCACUUCGAAAACUCAUCUUGGAUCAAGUUGUGUACGAGACAGACGUUGAUCACUUCAUUCACCCCGGCACGGAGGAACUCUGGACUCGAGAAGCGCUUGUAGACCUAGCCAGAGCAUUGUUUCGCAAGGAAAAAUCCACAGGAAAGCACCUGAUGCCGCCACGAGGAAGAUGCCACUACCAUGUCCAUAACAAGGGAGAGCAUUGCUAA